Messenger RNA from Paramecium pentaurelia, 6193 nucleotides. Lineage: Eukaryota; Ciliophora; Oligohymenophorea; Peniculida; Parameciidae. The record is from the annotation of a GenBank genome assembly.
AUGAUUGAUAGAAAACAUGAGAAAAAGAAGAGUGAUAGUAGUAAUACAUUAAGAAUAAAAAAGAGAGAAAGUGAAGAAGUGGAACCUAAUAAUCUAUUUUAGAAUUCUGAUCGGUUUAAUUCUAAUCAUUCAUAAUUCAAGCACUCACUUAAUAUAUCUGAUAAAAGUAGUUUUCUUGGUCUUUAGAAUCCUUUAUUAUCAUAGGCUAGUAUUUCUGAUCGAGAAAAUAGAAGUAAAAGAUAUUCUCAAGAUGAAUUUGAAAACAAACUUGAAUUUGAAUAACCAAUUCCUUUAAUUCAAUUAAUUGAACAUGAGAUUAGAAUACGAUGUAGAACAGAUCUACUCAAAUAAAAAAAAUGUUAUGGUGAUCAAAGUGAUUAGAUUAUCGUUGAAUAAAAACCAAUUAUAGAUAUUGACAUAGAUUAAGAUAUUCUACGUAAAUAUAACAAACAUUACAUUCGAAAUUACAAUAUAGAUCCAUAUUAUAUUAAAUUAGUUGAAUUACAUGGAUAUUAAAGAAUCAAACAUGAACUUCAAGUAGUCUUAUUUAUAUAUUUAGAAUUAUAACGAUCCAUAUGUAUUGCUUAAUGUUCGUAAGAUCAUUGUUUAUAUCUCUUUUAUCAUUCCUAUAAUAGCAAAGACUAUUAUAAAUUCAAUAGCAUUUUAAUUAAUAAUGACAGUAUUAAUUCUCUUCAAUAUUACUCUUUAUGCAAUUGUGAAAACUUAACAUCGUUAGGAUACUGAUCAAAUCCAAUAGAUUAUCACAAUACUAUUUUUUACUGAAAUUGGAUUACGUAUAAUAUCAUAAGGACUUUUCUUUUCAAAACAUGCUUAUUUUGUUAAUUUUUCAAAUAUAUUUGAUUUUUCAAUUGUGAUGUUAUCAGCAAUUAAUUUAUAUAGACCAGAUAUUGUGAUAAUAGAUCUAUCGCCUCUUCGAAUUAUUACAUUAUUAUAAUAUUUGGGUGAUAUUUUUGAUGGUUUAAGAGUUAUGUUAACAGCAUUAAGAUAAUCAAUUCGAUAUAUAUUGGAGGCUUUGGCAAUAGUAGGAUUGUUUUCAUUAUUUUUUGCUUUGACUGGAGUAUUCUUAUUUUAGGGAUUGUUUAAUUAUAGAUGUGUUCCUAUAAAUGAAGAUAUUGGAGAUGUUUGGAUUCAAUGUAAUGUAGAUGAUUGUCCUAAUGGAAUGGAAUGUAAAUUUGUUGAUUAGACAAUAAAGUUGCCAACAUCUUUUAACAAUAUAAUUUAUUCAUAUGGUUAAAUUUUGAGAACAAUUACAAUGGAUGAUUGGAGUUGGGUGAUGUUUUUUACAAUAAGAAUAUUCAAUCCUUGGAUAUGGAUAUAUUAUUUGUUGAUAAUUUUUAUAUGUGGGUUUUUUAGUUUUAAUUUGGUUAUAGCUGUAUUAAAAACUCAUUAUGCAGAAGCAACAGAAUAAUUUUUUUAAUAAUAAGAACAUUAAGAAAUAAAUAAAACAUUAUUAGAAGAGAAUUCAGAUUAAAAUAGAGAUGUAACUGAUAUUUUUGAUGUAGCAAUGCUGCGAUAAAUUGGAUUUCAUAAGACAUUUUAAUAAUAUUAUAAAUUACUUAAUCAAUCAAAGAAAAUAAUAUAAUAUAGAUUAGAAGAUUUUCAAAUUAAAAAUUUUACUUAACCGAGAUUGCUAUCAGCCAAAUAGAGACUUAACAAUAAUACAACUGUAAAAUAUUAUGAUUGAUUUCAUAGAAUAAUUGUUUUGAUUAAUUAUUUGAAUAUUUAAGAGAAUUGACAUUUAAAAAUAUUUUGUUAUCCAAAUUCAAAUGUCUCAGUAAGCAACAAAAAUAAAUUAAUCUUAAGAAUUAUACUGAUGACGAAGAUUAACUUAAAAUUUUGGAAGAUCUAACCAAAUUUGAAUUCGCCUAAUUAUCAAAAUAAGUCAAUCCAAAAUAAUAUCAAAAAUAUACAAGUUUAGAAGAUGUGUUACCAUCCUUUGCGUAUUAAUAUACUUUCUAUAUCAAAAUAGAAACAUUAGAAUUUCCAAGUAAAAUAUUGAUGAGAAGCUUAUCGAUUAUACCAAAUAUUAUUGUUCCUUCGAAUACUUGGUUCCACAUAACUAAUAAAUAUUCAGAUCCAAAAACAUUAAGCAUAGUUUUAAAUGUCCAAUCAAAAAAAGUUACAGAGCAAAAAAGAAAUAAAUAUUUAAAGAUGUAGAAUCUUAACGCUCACAUGUUGCUCAUACAAUUUACAUCCGAAAUGAAAAGAAGAAUUUAAAAGGAUUUAAUAAAUUGAUGAUAAAAUCUAAACAUUCAAUUCCAUUUGCUAUUAAAAAAUCAAAUGUUACUUAUCUAUUUAUUUAAGGGUAUUAUUUGAAUUAUGAUAAAAUUGCAUUUAAAAUAAAAUAAAAAAUUGAAAAAGAUAAAAUAAACAAUCUAAACUUUGAUCUUGAAUAUAAAAAUAUAAGAAUAAAGGAAAUUAAAAAAAAAAGAAUCAUUGAUUAAAAUUGGUCAGGUAAUGAAGUACUUGAAACUAAAUAUUCCUCCUUUAACUUUAAAAAUGUACUUGUGACAUUAAAUAAAACUGAUUUCAUUGUUUGGAUAAAAGGAUUAUCUGGAAUAUUACAAAUCUUUAGGAAAUAUGUAAAUAUAGUAGUUUCUAGUAAAUUUACUGAAAUUACAUUGGAUCUACUAAUAUUCAUUAACUUCACAUUUUUAGCAUUAUAUGGAAUAGCUGAUGCUUAAAUCAUCUCGAAAGUAGAAGAUAUAACUACUAUAUUGUUAUCUAUAGAGACAUUUCUUCGAUAUUGUAGUAUUUCUUUUAAAGAAUUAUCUAAUAAUAAUGAGAGUAUUCUUUAGACAUUAAUUGUUAUCUUAAACUUUAUUGAAUUUACUAUGAGUGAUUACAUGACUAAAUUAACUGAAUAAAAUUUGAGAUUGAUUAGAGGAACUAAAUGUUUAUUAUUCUAUAGAUGUUUAAAAUAUAAUAGUAUGGCAGUGACUAUUGGUCAUAUAGCAUCAAAAACAUUUAAAUCUUAUAUCUAUUUGACAUUUUUGAUGUUUAUUGUUAUAUUUUUAUAUGCUUUAGUUGGUAUGGAAGUAUAUGCAGGAGAAUUUGAUUAAAAUGAUGUAUUAGGAUAAUUACAUUCUUAUGACAAUGUUCUAAAAUCUUUUAUGACUGUCUUUAAUAUUAUGACAAAUGAUGAUUGGUAUGGAGUAUUUGUUUUGGGUACUGGAAUAAAUGAAACAUUUGGAACAUUAUAUUCAUACUCAAUGGUAAUUGUACUUAAUUAUUUAACAUAUGGAUUAGUACUUGCUAUUUUAUUGGAUGGAUUUAGUAAAUAUUUAGAUAGAUAGAUAUUUUCAGAAAUAGAAAAUACAGAACAAUCUAAAAUGCAUUCUUCUAAUAAUGAUAUAUAAUAAGAUACAUAAAAUACAUAAUUAUAAUUUAUGGAAAUUAAUUAAAUUACUCAACCAGAUUAAAUAAAAAAUCGUAAAAGUAAAAAAAAGACUGCUUUAAUUCAACAUCUAAUUAAUUCAAUAAGAUAAAUUAAUUAAAAAAUAUUAGAUGCUUCACCUGAACUUUAUGAUAAAAUAUAAUGUGAAUAAUCAUUAUUUCUAUUUAGUAAAACUAAUCAUUUUAGAAUGAUAUGUAUGAUGAUUGCAAGAUCUAAAAUUUACAAAUUAAUUAAUGAUACAUCUUUAUCAUUAUCAAUAAUUAUUUUAAUUAUACAAACUUAUAAUGAUUAUGAAGAAAACAAAGAAAUGUAUCCUCAAGAAUUCUUAUUUUAUUUAAAUAUUAUUUUGGGAAUUGAAUAUAUAAUUAAUGUAAUAGCUAAAGGAUUAUUUUUAGAUAUAGGUUCACAUUUUAAUUCAAUUUGGUAGAUUGUAGAUGUAUUUUAUAUAGUAUCCUUCUUUUUCUAAUAUGAUAAAGAUUAUUAUGUAAAACCUAUUUUUUAGAUUUUACUUUACUUUGGUUAUUUUAGACCAUUCAAUCUUUUGAAUAGAAUUAAAUUUUUGAAUGUUUUAAGUUCAGCACUUUAUCAAUCAUUGGUUGAUAUAUUAAAUGUAUUAUUAACACUUUUUUCUGUAUGGAUAAUAUUUGGUGUAUAUGGAAUCAUAUUAUAUGAAGGAUAAUUUGGAUUUUGUGAAGAUAAAAUGUAAUUUAGAGUAAAUUAUGAAGAAUGUAUUUCAUAAAAUAGAACAUGGGUUAAUUUUAAACAUAACUUUGAUAAUAUCACAAUGGCUAUUCCAACAUUAUUUACUGUAUCAACUUUUGAUGGUUGGGGUGAGAUGCUCUAAAUUGCACAAAAUAGUGACAAUAAAAAUGUUGGGCCAGUACCUUUUAAUAGUUACAUACACACUUAUGUCUUUUUUAUUACAUUUUGUUUUAUUGGAUCUAUGUUUUUUUUGAGUCUUUUCACAGGUGUAUUAUUCUCUAAUUUGAAAGCAAAUCAAAGAAAAAUUGAAUAAGGAGAAUACAAUUAAAAUUAAAAGGAAUUUAUUGAAAUAUCUGAAAUCAUCACCAAAGAUAUUCCUGUAUUUUCUACACCUCCAGAUAAUGUCAUUAGAAGAUUAGCAUCAAUCAUAAUGAAUAAUUCCAUAAUGCAAUCUUUCUUUUUGCUAAUACUUUUAUUGGAUGUAGUUAAUAAUAUCAUUUUUCAUUUUGGUAUGAAUAUUGAAUAUCUUGAAAUUAUUAAUUACAUUCAUCAUGCAUUUUCAAUUUUCUUUACAAUCUGGAGUAUGUUGCAAUAUUUGGCUUUAGGAUUGUUUAGAUUCUUUGAUAAUUAUUGGAGACAAUUUCUAUUCAUCUUAAAUCUCUUUGCAAUCACAGAUCUUGUUAUUGAUCUAAAAUAUAAUUGGGUUGAAAUCUAUUAUUAUUCUAGUCCUUUGACCUAAUAUUAUAGAAUCUAUAGAUUGUGUUUUGCAUUGAGAAGUUUAAGAUUGAUCCUCAUUUUUUAAGGUUUAAUCAAUAUUUAGAGACUCAUGAGAGUUAUGGUUUAUGCACUCCCAUUUUUAGGUAAAAUAUUCUUUAUUUUAAUUGAUACAAUGUUAGUCUUUGCUUUAUUUGGAUGUUAAUUAUAUGGAUAAAUAGAUUAAGGAUAGGUUAUGGAUGAUCAAAUUAAUUUUCAUAAUAUUGCUUAAGCUAUGCUUACAUUAUUUAAAUGUGCAUCUGGUGAUGAUUGGAGAACUAUCAUGACUGAUACUAUGCAUCAUAAUCCAAAUUGUUCAACAGAUUCAUCUUAUUGUGGUUCUACUUAUAGUUAAAUAUACUUUUUUCUAUUUAUGUUAUUAUCCAAUUAUGUUUUUUUAAACUUAUUUGUUUUAGGAUUGAUUGAAUAAUUUGAGUCAUUUUUUUAAGUUUAAAAUUCAAUUAUACAAACUUAUGUAGAAAAUGAAGAUAGAAUUAAAACUAUUUGGUGCAAGUAUUAUUAUAUAAAUAUAUUAAAAUAGAUAUUCUCCAGAAACAUAAGGUAAAGCUAUGCAUUACAAAUUUCUUUGUAGAUUUCUAUUAGAUCUUGGAUCUCCUUUGGGUAGAGGAAAAGAAGAAAAUCUUUGGGAUGCUGCUAAAUAAGCAUCUGCAUUUAAAUUGAAAUGGUAUCAUUAAUCUUUAUUUAUUUAAGUGAUCAUCAUGGAUAUAUUCAAUAUAAUUAAUUAAUUUAUGAAUUAUUUAGAACAUGCUUUUAUAAUGAUAUUUUUAAAACUGGGAGUAAAAAUGCUAUAAAAUAGAUUAAAUAAUAUAAUAAAGAAAUGCAAAUGAAAUUAAUGAAUUAUCGAAGAAAUCUAUUCAUUAAACGAGCAAAUAUUUGUUUAGUUGAUCUUAGAACUAAUUUUAAUAUACUACAUGAUUAUUUGAAUGUUCUCAUUGCUUUCAAAGCAUGGGAAUCUCAUUCUAAAUGUCUUAUUAAGAAGGUUAAUAGAAGAAGUAAAGAAUAUACUGAAAAUACUGAAUCAGAUGAAUAAAACGCAAAUGAGUAUUAUUAUGAUUAUAAUUAUAAAGGCUUUAAUUGAGUGGACAUUCUUUCUUAAAUGAAAUAAGUAUUUUUAGAGGAUCUGGUUAGAUAAAUGAUACAGAUACAUUACAACCAGUAAUCACAGAUGAAAAUCAAUAAAAACAUCUUUUAACAUUUUAAAGUUAGGAGAUACUCUUAAAUUCAGAACUACCAUAAUAUGAUCAGUAAUUAUAAAAUCAUUCGAGGGAUAGUUUGUUUAUCUAUCAUCCAUAAAAGUGA